This is a messenger RNA of Ceratotherium simum simum (southern white rhinoceros), 3310 nucleotides long. It is a transcript of the gene GUCY1B1, whose product is annotated as guanylate cyclase 1 soluble subunit beta 1. Lineage: Eukaryota; Metazoa; Chordata; Mammalia; Perissodactyla; Rhinocerotidae. Gene Ontology annotation, cellular component: guanylate cyclase complex, soluble. Gene Ontology annotation, biological process: response to oxygen levels; cGMP biosynthetic process. Gene Ontology annotation, molecular function: guanylate cyclase activity; heme binding. The record is from RefSeq and is a predicted model, not a curated record.
GGUGGGAAGGCACUGGAGCGCAGCAGCGAGGAGAGCAUCCGAAUUCCCUCCUCUGUUGCUGAUUGGUUGAAAACCAGCAGGCAGCAGCCAGCCCCCUGCGGCUCGACUCGCCAUUUGCUGCGAAGAGGUGGCAGUCAGGGCGGGCCGAGGCUGCGGCGCUCCUUCCAGCUCUGCGCUGCCGCCGCGGUCCUGUUGCGCUGCCGCCGCUGCAGCCGCCGCCUGGGUCGCCGUGGUCCGCGCUUCUGCGUGGGGACUGCUUCCCCGGCUCCGGGCGCAGACACCAUGUACGGAUUCGUGAAUCACGCGCUGGAGCUGCUGGUGAUCCGCAAUUAUGGCCCGGAGGUGUGGGAAGACAUCAAAAAAGAGGCACAAUUAGAUGAAGAAGGGCAGUUUCUUGUCAGAAUAAUAUAUGAUGAUUCUAAAACUUAUGAUUUGGUUGCUGCUGCAAGCAAAGUCCUCAAUCUCAAUGCUGGAGAAAUCCUCCAAAUGUUUGGGAAGAUGUUUUUUGUCUUUUGUCAAGAAUCUGGUUAUGAUACAAUCUUGCGCGUCCUGGGAUCUAACGUCAGAGAAUUUCUACAGAACCUUGAUGCUUUACAUGACCACCUUGCUACUAUCUACCCAGGUAUGCGUGCACCUUCUUUUAGGUGCACAGAUGCAGAAAAGGGCAAAGGACUCAUUCUGCACUACUACUCAGAGAGAGAAGGACUUCAGGAUAUUGUCAUCGGAAUCAUCAAAACAGUAGCUCAACAAAUACAUGGCACUGAAAUAGACAUGAAGGUUAUUCAGCAAAGAAAUGAAGAAUGUGAUCAUACUCAAUUUUUAAUUGAAGAAAAAGAGUCAAAAGAAGAGGAUUUUUAUGAAGAUCUUGACAGAUUUGAAGAAAAUGGUACCCAAGAAUCACGCAUCAGCCCGUAUACCUUCUGCAAAGCUUUUCCUUUUCACAUAAUAUUUGACCGGGACCUAGUGGUCACACAGUGUGGCAAUGCCAUAUACAGAGUGCUCCCCCAGCUCCAGCCUGGGAAUUGCAGCCUUUUGUCUGUCUUCUCUCUGGUUCGUCCUCAUAUUGACAUUAGUUUCCAUGGGAUCCUUUCACACAUCAAUACGGUUUUCGUAUUGAGAAGCAAGGAAGGAUUGUUGGAUGUAGAGAAAUUAGAAUGUGAGGAUGAGCUGACUGGGACUGAGAUCAGCUGCUUGCGUCUCAAGGGUCAGAUGAUCUACUUACCUGAAGCAGAUAGCAUACUUUUUCUGUGUUCACCAAGUGUGAUGAAUCUGGAUGACUUGACAAGAAGAGGUCUGUAUCUGAGCGACAUUCCUCUGCACGAUGCUACGCGAGAUCUCGUUCUUUUGGGAGAACAAUUCAGAGAGGAAUACAAACUGACCCAAGAACUGGAAAUCCUCACAGACAGGCUGCAGCUGACAUUAAGAGCCCUGGAAGAUGAAAAGAAAAAGACAGACACGUUAUUAUAUUCUGUCCUUCCUCCGUCUGUUGCCAAUGAACUGAGACACAAGCGUCCAGUACCUGCCAAAAGAUAUGACAAUGUGACCAUCCUCUUCAGUGGCAUUGUGGGCUUCAACGCUUUCUGUAGCAAGCACGCAUCGGGAGAAGGGGCCAUGAAGAUCGUAAACCUUCUCAAUGACCUCUACACCAGAUUUGACACACUGACUGAUUCCCGGAAAAAUCCAUUUGUUUAUAAGGUGGAGACUGUUGGUGAUAAGUAUAUGACAGUGAGUGGUUUACCAGAGCCAUGCAUCCACCAUGCUCGAUCCAUUUGCCACCUGGCCUUGGACAUGAUGGAAAUUGCUGGCCAGGUUCAAGUAGAUGGCGAAUCUGUUCAGAUAACAAUAGGAAUACACACAGGAGAAGUAGUAACAGGUGUCAUAGGACAGAGGAUGCCUCGAUAUUGUCUUUUUGGAAAUACUGUCAACCUCACAAGCAGAACAGAAACCACUGGAGAAAAGGGAAAAAUAAAUGUGUCUGAAUAUACAUACAGAUGUCUUAUGACACCAGAAAAUUCAGAUCCACAAUUCCAUUUGGAACACAGAGGCCCAGUGUCCAUGAAGGGCAAAAAAGAACCAAUGCAAGUUUGGUUUCUAUCCAGAAAAAACACAGGAACAGAGGAAACACAGCAGGAUGAGAACUGAAUCAUGGACUGUGGGAUGAAAGGACUGUGGACUAGGUUGCACUUAAUCCCCCAAUACACACCAAGCCUAGGAGCAGUUAUUCCCUAGGGAUACAGAUUUUGCUUUGUCCAUUGCAUUUAUCCCAAGUCUUUCUCCUAGGUAUAUCUUUCACUGUUCAUUAUACAACUUUAGCUCUGCUUUUGAUUAUUCUCGAGGUUUAGUAUAUUAUCUAAAGUUUGGCUUUCAGUGUGGGUGUUGUGAGCUUUGUGUGUCUUAAAAUCUACUGCAAGCAUUACCUAACAUGGUAAUUUGCAAGUAGUAGGCACCCAAUAAAUAUUUGUUGAAUUUAAUUAAAUGAAACUGAACAGUACUUGGCCGUGUGCAUAUACACCAUGGUUUGUCAAAUCUGUUUAGUGCUCCAUAUGUAUAUUUUAAUGACUAUAACAUACAACAAAGUUUAUAUCGUGUUGGUGUAUAUUAUUAUAGAAAUCAUUUUCUAAAGGAGUGAAUCCUAAGUUUUAGGAAAAAAUGUGAUUUAUUUUCAGACUUCCCAAAUAAAAAUUAAUAUACCAUGCUAAGAAAAUAGUGACUAUUUUGAAAUAUGCUAAUUUCCCUUCAGAAAUAUAGAAUACACAUUUCUCUUAUUAAAAUAUUUGAUUGCUCAUUCAAAUCAUGUGGCAAUUAUAAUUCCUCUAAAAUGCUAUCAUUUGUAUUGUAUCCCUUAUAUUAAAUCUCAUUAACCACAUGCAGCUGUCAUAGAAACCUGCACUGUUUCACACUGAGCUAUCACGUUAGCCUGGGAUAAAUGUUAGGGGCUCUAACCACAUCCAAGAAUAAACUAGAAGCACUGCUGGGAUUCUCCUGUUAGAGCCGUUCCUGGCUUUUUAUUCCCAGAAAUGAGCUUCUUUUUCUUAGCUUAGAAGAAUGUGACUAUAUCUAGGGCAUCAUGUUCAGAAAAGUUAGUUUAAUUUUGACAUGGAAUGCAUUCCUAUUGGAAUAAUUGGCCUAUUGUUCUUAAAUGUCUCUGAUAAUUUAUUAAAAUCUAUCUUUAUAAAAUAUAGUGCAACUACUUUUGUGUAAAAAUGUUUGUCUUUAAAUUUGGUAUUUCGUAUCAGCACAUCAAUAUAUGUAUAAAUGUUCCAUGUUAAUGUGUAAAAUAAUCUGCAAUAAAUUAUUUUUUCCACUUGUC